UUAGUGUACGCUGACUAUACGCGGCAGCAGCAGGCGGGGCACAGAGCCAUCAGGGUGCCGUCACUUACUUAGCUGGGUUCAGUCUGGCGCUGGCGGCAAGAGCGGAGGAAGGUAGGGCUCCGCACGCUCGCUCUCCUUCUCACGUGCCGAUAAAGGACUUGAGAUUCGUGAACUGUCUGUUAUCUUUAUCAAUGAACAAAUCCGGUCCUUAAGUUAGGCAUACCGUGUACUCUGCGCGACGUGGUAGAUGACCAAGUGUUAAUGAUAUAUUAGCAGUAGCGAGGGACACUUUCCAACUUCGUCUGGUUGUGAGGAGUUUGACACACAGAGGGAGGUGACAAACAUGAGAUCACCACUUGCCUUCUUCUUCUGCGUGUGCUGUAUAGCCUCGGAAAUGUGCAAAGGCGAUAAGAGUGAUCCCGUUGAAAGCAGCUUUAUGGCACAAGGAAUGUCCUGUGAUAAAAUGUUACUUACGAUAUCUUCUAAGUGUGCACGCUUAUGAUGUCGUAGCUAUCAUGAUGGCAGUCACUGAGAUUAUCAAGAAAAUGCUCAGCUUUCUAUGAACUUUUCAAGGAUAAGUCGGUUUAACCAAACGAGAGCUCGGUAUUCCUGCAAGUGGCGGUGGAGGUGCCAUCCUACGCAAUGACGGGCGGAGAGGCCACGCUUGGAUGCUCCUUCCAUCUGACAGGAACUCCUAUAUACUCCAUCAAGUGGUACCACAACGGCACCGAGUUUUAUCGCUUUGUCCCCACCGAGAGGGCACAUGCCAUCAGCGACCAGUCUUCGGGUGACUUCUUUGUAACGGAAGUGUUCCGUAGCGACCAGCGGGUGACGCUCUCCCUCUCCCGCCUCAAGCCCUCCGCCUCGGGGAAUUACCUAUGCGAGGUGAUGGCGGAGCAUCCCAGCUUCUUGAAGGAGGCAGUCGCGGGGGAAAUGACUGUGUUACGAGAGCCGCUAUCGCCACCCGUGAUCGCUGGGGCGCAGCACUCUUACCACAGCUCUGAGGAAAUAGAGAUUAAGUGCCAUCCCCGUCACGCCUCUCCUACUGGUUACGCACCUGUCCUUCACUGGCUCCUUGACGGUCGCCAGGUGGACCAUGAACUGGUGAGACCUCUCCCUGCUCGCCGGCCCCAGCACGCCCCAGGCCUGGCUCUUCACCUGCCCGCCACCCAGGUGGUGGCGGCGGGAGGCAGCGUGAGGGCAGAGUGCAGAAUUUCCUUGGGACCCCACGCACGGUCCCACAGCGCUUUCACCACCCUCAUGGUCACUGAUGCUUUACACAUCGGACCUCACUCAUAUUUAUCCGCUGCAGGUCUGUCGACGAUCUUCGGAUGUAGCUGGGCUUGUGUGUUGCUGGAGUGUGCUGUCAUUGUCUUGCUGGAUGGAGGUAGCGUAAGAAUCUGAUUACAGACCUCGAUCGCUGCCAAUUUUCAUCGCAACUACAAAUUUAAGCAAGGAACAUACAGAGCUAUGUAUUAUCCCUAAGUUGAACCACUGCAGUCAUCAAUGGAGUUCACUCAAAUGUGCGUGACAUCACGCAGCUUCGUUCAGUACUCACUUGCUUGUCUCUUAACGCGGAGAUGGCUUUAUUCCCACAGUUAUUUAUUUCCAUUUUUUUUCCUGCGGUAGUUUAACUUCUUUAAAAAAAAAAUAAAGAUGAGUGCAUACGUCAUACUUCUCUAUUAAAUUACGUGACAGCGAUUUAGAACAUGUGAAUAUGUGAGUUACGUCAGUGGGAAUGAUAUUGUAGUGGUUAUAUUGUUUAACUGAGAACUUCACCCUUUUUUUUUUCGAAAAAAAAAAAGUUAUAAUCUCGUGAGGUUUGUCUGAUGUGACACCAAACACGGAACAUCAUCUCUGAAAACUUAAAUGUAUACAGGGUAAUAAGAUAUAGCGGUCCCGACUCUGGCUCAGGAAGAUGCUUCAAUGACACUCAUUAUCCAUACAGUGAUCUCCAUGGGCGUCCGAACGGAGGACCAAAUAUAGGGGCAGAUGGGGUUCUCUUGAAUUUUCAACC
Molecule: messenger RNA, 2017 nt
Organism: Scylla paramamosain (green mud crab)
Lineage: Eukaryota; Metazoa; Arthropoda; Malacostraca; Decapoda; Portunidae
Product: tyrosine-protein phosphatase non-receptor type substrate 1-like
Exons: 8
Coding region: 643-1404 (253 amino acids)
Source: RefSeq, a predicted model, not a curated record